AUGGCUGGAAUUUUAGGAGCCCCUUCUUGCGCAUUCAAGAUGCUGGCGCGAGGUGUGUGGAGCCUCUUUCCCCCGGCGCUGCGGGGCCCACCCCCGCUCCCUACCCAAGGCUACCAUAUUCCAGAUCCCCUCCUCACAGUGCAAAGCCUCCAGAGCCACGCCCUAGCCCCUAGUACAUUCAGAUCAAAAGGCAACACUGUCCUUCUCUGGGUCAAUGGUGGCUUGAAGGGAUGGACAGAGAGCUCGACAGCCUUACUUAUUGCCGGUGAGAAAGCGGGCAAAGAUCCCCAGUUGCUCGCUCCUGGGCUCUGUGAGAUCUGGAGUGGACGCAAGAUGAUGGCAACCCUGAGGCCUUCACAAGGCCCCCUGGCCUCUUCAGAAGGGGGGAACCCUGCUAAGGAGGAGACCCUCGUGCAGCGCGUUCCCCUGAGGCGAAAAAUACAAGCCAUCAAGCGACUUGACCCCAAAUUCCAGCGCGACGUCUUAUCCCAGGGCCUAGGAAGGCCCCGCUGUCAGCAGGCUCAGCGUCUGUUAAAAAGAGGAGAUCCCAAAUCAGUUUCCGCACGCUGUCCAUUGUUUCUGCACCAGCUUAAGCCGCGGUUGCACCUGUGGGCGAAAGCCCUUACGGCCCAGGCGCUGCCCCCGCCCCUAUAUCCUGAGGUGGCAUUCGCUGGCCGGUCCAAUGCGGGAAAGAGCACGUUGAUCAAUGAGCUCUGCGGCCGCAGCGGCACGGCGGGGGUCUCGAAGCGUCCAGGAAGCACACAGGAACUGUUCUUUUUUAAGGCAGGGUCACCUUGCUCUCUCUGUCUUGUGGACCUCCCUGGCUAUGGCUAUGCCGAGGCCGAACCGUCUAAGCGUCUCCAGUGGACGGAGAUGUCUCUUUUUUAUCUCAAGACCCGCCCGAAUCUGAAGCGCGUGUUUCUCCUUGUGGAUGCGCGUUGGGGCCUAAGGGAAAGCGACCUGUGCCUGCUUGCGUUCUUUGAGCGCCACCGCAUCCCCUUUCAGCUCGUUUUGACAAAGGCGGAUCUGCCGGAACAAAAGUUCCUAAUCAAGGUUCUUCAGAUUGUGGGAGAGGAGCAGAGGAGGUUCAAGGGCUGCGCGGGACCGCCUCUUGCCGUUAGCGCUCUGCGCCACAGAGGCUUGGACCCUCUACGCGCGGAAAUCGACAAACUGCGACUCUCUAAGGAGGUGGUCCUGGGGCGUCUCAGGCUAAAGGCAAGCUCAAGGAGCCCUUUGGCUUGCCUUCAUGCAGCAAAUCUGGUGGAGGCGCAGCGCUUGAAGAAGGAGCUUCGCACGAGGGCAAAAGCCAAAGGCUCUUCAAGUGCAGGAGGACCUCUAGAAACAUCUGCGUCACAGGCACGCGAGGCACAAGCUGCUGCUCCUGAAUCAGCUGCGCAUGCAGAUGAUCCCGUUGCUCGUGCCCUGUGGCGCUGGGGAGCGCAUCUCCCGGAGGGCUUCGGCAAAGUGUUGACUGGGAAGCAGCCCCAGAUUCCUCGCGAUUUGAUCGACACAGCUAGUAGCGACAACCCCAUGCCGGGCCCUUCUUGCUCAGAGAUGUUGGAGGAAGGCGCAGUUCGAAACGCGUUAAACAGCGCACACCACCGAAGGCAUGCGGUUUGCGUAGUAGACGACGUGCAGAACAUUGUAUCUCAAGACCUAGAAACCCACAAUCCCGAUAAGCAUGUGCCAGAGGCGUCUGCUGUAGUUGCUGCCUUGGACAGAGCAGCAGGAGCCCUACCUCUGCCAGAUGUCUCCUAUGCAAAGGCUCUCAUCAAGAAUUUUCCGCCGCCUGGUUUGGGCCUCACCUUGCAGACGGACACACAGGUAGAUAAGCAGCCCAGGUCUGGAAGAAAUGCAACGGCGGAUGUCGUUCUCCAGCAUUCCGAGGACUCGAGGGCCCGGGCUGCCUCAGAAGGCACAGCCAUCUCGCCACGCGGAGACGUCUGCAAUUCGCAUUCAUUGGCUAGCCCAUAUGAUGGCUCUUCCUUCAAAGAGUUCAGAAUGGCAAGUCCAGGGGCGACUGACGUCCUAGAAGGUGACAAAACUCAGUUGUCUUGUGGCGCUGUUUGCGUGAACAAAACCGCCUUGCCCUUGAUUCAAGGAGAAGUCGGUCCGGCCCUUCCCAUGGUGGCGGUGCAGAGAUGUGCCGGCAAGGAGAACGAUCUGGCCUUAGAAGAAACGCGAGAUGUUACUGCCGAUGAAAUGGUGUCUUUGGGUUCCCGGGGGAAGUUCUCCAGUAGGCCAUUGGACGCCCUGCGUGCCAAAGAGUGGCGGGCGAGACGUGUGAGCAAGUCGGCGGUGGAGAUCGACAUGAGGCUUCCGGGGAGUGAGACAGCAAGUAGCAGGACAUUUGUGCAUUUGGAAACGGGCUGCAAAGUUCUAGAUGAAUCGAUGCUGCCUCCAGGCCAGGUGCAGGGCCCGAAGAGUGCGCCAACAGCGGGAGCCGCCUGCUCAUUCCCUGACUUAAGCGCAGUCUUCGCCUUUCGGAGGCAGCCCAAUAUAAGAUGCCGGAAAGAUACCACAAUUAGACGGCCGCCGCCUUUUGCCACAACGGGAGCUGAUGUAAUUCUGGAUGAAGAGACGCUUGCUGCUGAGGCGCUGAUGAAAAAUCAUACUGGCAACGGAGGCCGUGUUGAAGGCGCGCCAGACGCAUGCGCCCACACUGGUCUUUACGAGCUUGACAUGCAGCGCAGCUUUGAGCGGAAAUGGUGUAAGGAACUGCUGCCAAUUGGACAUUCAGAGGAUUUACGUGACCGGAAGAAUAUCGAACCUCAGCAGCAGAAUGCGAGCAGAGCUGCUUCCUGGAAUACUAGAAAGGGUUCCUUAAAUCCAUUCCGCAUUCCGGCGGACUACAUCAUGACUCGAGAAGAUUGCAACAAACCACUAGCUACACGCAUGGCCUUUGAAGUCCGUCUACAGCGAGCCCAAGAGGAACCUCGGCCCUCAGAGAGUCCACCUGUCUCGGAAGGCAGAGAUCUGAGCAGCGCAGAUUCGCUGUUGUUCUCAGCGGCACAGCGGCGACAGGAGCACCGCUUAAGAGCGCUCACGACGAAAACUGGGAGGAGGGACGCCCGGUCAAAAGAAAUGACCUGGGACGUUGCAUAUAGGAAGUGGGUGCGAUGGGCAAAGGCGCAUCCGCAUCUUGCCAGGAGUGUACCACGGCCGUCUAAAGCGCGUCUCUACGCAGAUUUUCGGCAGCAGCUGCAGAAAGCAAUGUACUGCUACAUUGCCACGCUUCACAUCGUGAUAGCAAGACGGCGACUCGUUUUUGGUAAUGCUUGUUGA
Messenger RNA from Cyclospora cayetanensis, 3285 nucleotides. RefSeq lists its product as uncharacterized. Lineage: Eukaryota; Apicomplexa; Conoidasida; Eucoccidiorida; Eimeriidae. The record is from RefSeq and is a predicted model, not a curated record. Gene Ontology annotation, molecular function: GTP binding. The transcript has 11 exons. The coding region runs from base 1 to 3285 and encodes 1094 amino acids.